CGUCGUCUUCAAUUAUCUACACAUUGUGUGCCAACAAUCCAGAGUCAGAAUUGCUCGUUGAUUCGAAGUUUGCACGGUUGCGCUCUUGGCAUUGAAAUUCAAGCAGAGAGGGUUGCGUAGGAAUCAUCCAGCCAUGUGUUGGAUUCUAGAGCCAAUCUAGGACACACUCUGAAGCUUUGAAUGCGGCUUGGUUAGGAGAGUAGCAACUGAGGCUAAUGCUACGCUGUGGAUGCUGGUUCUUCGCUUCGAGGUAGGCAGGAUGUUUGCAGGAAUUUUUGUUUUUCUGGUCUGAGGAAGUUUUGGCAACUGAAAUGAGAAUUUGAAGCUAUAAUCGCUUUGGAGACUUAUCUUUCUAGUGAUGCAUCGAAUGCUUUUGGAGAAGUUAUUCGUUUACAAUACAUGGCUGGAUUCCUGCGGCGAUAUGUUACUUCUUUACAGGUGAAGCCAUUACAUUGACGUGCAUAGACUCGAUGGCUGAUUCGCUAGAAAAAAGUGGUGUGGAGAUCGAGCAUGAAGCAAGGCUUUUUGACAAAGUUACAAGCGAGAAAAUCCCCAAUAGACGACCUGAGGGUGGCUGUGAGGAUGUGACUUGCACGAAUCUCUACAAAGGACCUCAUGUUGACAGUUCGGAGGAAGGAAAUUGUUUUGUUGGAGUGGAGACCGGAAAGUGUAUUUCAGAAGCGCAACUGGUUAAGACCGACACAGAUCAAUUUUCAUGUUCUAUUGCAGAGUUGGAUAUUCCCAAUCAUGGGGGAAAUGCUGCGACGCGAUUGGAGGGAAUAGUUGCACGGGUAGAGGGAAUUGACAGUCAGGGUGUCUCUGUAGUGGCGGGUCCUAUUGGGGACCUUGACUUAGAAGAUGUGUCGUCUGAGUGUUCCCUUCUUCCUGGUAUCAGCUCUCACUGCUUUGGGAACGAUGAAGAACCACGUCGAAGGCAUGAAGUUGAGCACACUGUUGAACAGCUCCACCCUGGUGCUAGGAGCACCAUUUGCCAUCAAAACAUCUGCAAGACGCUCGAAGAUUUCGUGCAUUCCAGUUCGACUUUAGAUACCCAAUCUUGCCAUCGAGGGGUUUCUCAGAAUAGUGAAUUUGGUAUCGGAAUUAGAGAGGGUGCUGUGACAGGGACUGUAACAAAGGAAUUGCUCGACCAGGACUCCUGUGUGCCGCACCCACCAGUCUUCCAAUCUCAACGUACCCUAGCCUCUGACGCUGCAAAUAUUCGUGCAUGUGAGGGAUUUUUGGUUACUGAUGACGAGUCGUCGUUGACUUCCAAUUACCCUCAAUUGGUAGACGUUUUUGUGCGUGACAAAACAGACGCGAGGGUUGGAAAUGAAUUUGCCCUCGAAUUAGGGUUGCAGGAAAGGGCGGACAAUUUUGAUGUGCACGGAGUGUUGGCGAACUACGAAAGCAGUCUCGGGGAUUGUCAAAUUCAUAUUUUGACAGAGCAACACACAGGACCAACCACAUCUAUGGACGAGGUAGUUCGCAUCGAUGAAAAUCUCUCCAAAGAAGUUGAGACUGGGCAGACCGAAGAGAACCAAGCACAAGGAGAGCUCAUAGAAGUCGACAACGACAGCUCAAGCGCUGCUGACAUUGAUGAAAUUGGUAUGCGGCUCUUAAAACUUGAUUUGGCAAAGGACGAGUCGACGUCGUACCGAGUUGAUCAACAAAAACAUCAUUUUGGAAAGGGAACUGGUGGGAACCUUGCUGGAGUUUUUACACCUUUGCCGCCGAAAGCAGAGACACAAGUAAAGAAUGCUAUGAUGCGUCCUAAAUGGAGUACGGUUCUUGUGUUUCACAAGGGCUCCAACAUAGAAGUGACAGGAGAGAUCCUCCAAUGCUUAUUGCCAGGUUCCUGGCUUAAUGACGAAGUUAUUAAUGUGUAUAUGGAGUUGCUGAAAGAACGUGAGUCGAGGGAGCCAGAGAAGUUCUUAAAAUGUCAUUUUUUCAAUUCGUUUUUCUAUAAUAAGCUUUUCAAGGAUGCUCAGAGUUAUGACUACCAAGCCGUUCGGAGGUGGACUACGCAGAAAAAGCUCGGUUACAACCUUCUGGAAUGUGACAAGAUCUUGGUACCUGUCCAUCAGAGCGUGCACUGGUGUUUAGGGGUAAUUGAUUUGCGAAGGCAAAAACUGCUGUACUUAGAUUCCCUUCAAGGGAGAGAUCCGAAUGUUCUAAAUUCACUUGCUCGAUACAUUGUGGAUGAGGCACGAGAAAGGGGAGGUCAGGACUUGGAUGUCAGCAAGUGGGAGCAUGUCUAUGUUGAUGAUAUUCCCAGACAACUCAAUGGGUGCGACUGUGGCAUGUUCAUGUUGAAAUAUGCUGAUUUUCACAGCCGUGGGGCCUCGUUAAGCUUCACUCAAUCCAGUAUGAAUUACUUUCGGAGGAGGACGGCCUGGGAGAUUCUUCAAUUGAAAGCGACGUAGUCAUCCAAACGUCAAUCUAGUGUACAUGUCAAUUAAAAUUAACAAUAACGUUGGUCGUCUUCUUUGGAACUGAAAAGAGCUCCGUGCGUUCAGAUUGAGAGUGGUUUGUAUUUCUGUAAUCAAUUAUUUGAGCCAACUCUUUCGUGAGGCGCCUUUAGUGACAUAAGGCACUGUUUCCAGAAACUUGAAAAACAAACAUCUUCAGAGGCGUUUUAUUCAGUAAUCGUCCACUUUGACUAAAUUACAUUCCGUUUUAUUUUUCUGCUUUCCGAUUGCCUCAUGAUUCGGCCAAUGCAACUACCUACAGACUUUUGACGAUGUUAUUCCAGGUCUCCGAUGUUUCAGAGCAUCGACAUACACCAAUUCGGCAUAUUCUAGGCCUGCAAUUCUCUGCUAGUAAAUAUCUGUUGGGAUUUUGAAUUUUUGAUGGUAGGGAUGGCUCUGAAGGUACGAUUUCUGCAACCCUCUGGAACAUGCACCGGACAUCUUUCUCCUGAGCAGAACGUGUUGUAUGCCGCUUCACCUUUACACUCUGAUAGUAUUCCUUUGAUGUGCUCUUCUAGAAUCGAAAACAUGUUGACAGGGUGAAGCUAUAAUUUUAGUUAAAUCUCCUUGUUUCGCCUAACUAGCUGGUGUUAAUGACCAUUCCGGUAAACAAUACCACCAGAAAAGGAGUGUUCGUGUUACGAUACACAGCUGUCCUUUCAUGCAUUGUAGCGAAUCGAUUGAUUGUUACCUUUGUUGUUCAAUGAACGUCAGGAAUAGGAGAUGUUAUAGCCGGCAUAUGUGCCGGUGUUGUUCAACUUUUUUAGAGCUUAAUUUCAAGUAGAAUAUACUUAGUGUGCCAUUUUGUUGAUUUCCAAGAAUAAACCCAUUUCCAAGGCA
Physcomitrium patens is the source of this 3308-nucleotide messenger RNA. The record is from RefSeq and is a predicted model, not a curated record. Lineage: Eukaryota; Viridiplantae; Streptophyta; Bryopsida; Funariales; Funariaceae.